Molecule: messenger RNA, 2907 nt
Organism: Phascolarctos cinereus (koala)
Lineage: Eukaryota; Metazoa; Chordata; Mammalia; Diprotodontia; Phascolarctidae
Gene: KCNK16
Product: potassium two pore domain channel subfamily K member 16
Biological process (GO): potassium ion transmembrane transport; stabilization of membrane potential
Cellular component (GO): plasma membrane
Molecular function (GO): outward rectifier potassium channel activity; potassium ion leak channel activity
Source: RefSeq, a predicted model, not a curated record
AUGGCCAGAGACAUGGCUGGCUCAGGGCUCUUUGACUGGCGGUGCAGCUGGACUUUGUCAUUGCUGCUGGCCUAUCUCUGCUACCUGCUGCUGGGUGCUGCCAUCUUCCAGCUGCUAGAAAAGCAAGCAGAAGCUCAGUCUCGAAACCAAUUCCAGAUGGAGAAGCUACGCUUUCUAGAAAACUACACCUGCCUGGACCAGUAUGCCCUGGAACGUUUUGUGCAGGUCAUUAUGGAAGCCUGGGAGAAAGGUGUGAACCCAGCUGGCAACUCCACCAACCCUAGCAACUGGGACUUCAGCAACAGCUUUUUCUUUGCAGGGACGGUUGUCACCACCAUAGGCUAUGGAAACCUGUCCCCCAGCACAGAAGCAGGUCAGAUUUUCUGCAUCUUUUAUGCCCUGUUUGGGAUCCCACUCAAUGUGGUGUUUCUCAAUCAUCUGGGUACGGGACUAAGGUCUCACCUAGCCACAAUGGACACUUGGGGGCAUCAACCAAGACACUAUCAGGUGGUACAGACCCUGGGCCUUGCUCUGUUCCUGACUGUGGGAACCUUUCUCCUCCUCAUCCUUCCCCCCAUGGUCUUCAGCCACGUGGAGGGCUGGAGCUAUGGUGAGGGCUUCUAUUUUGCCUUCAUCACCCUCAGCACUAUUGGCUUUGGGGACUAUGUUGUAGGCACAGACCCUGACAAGCACUACAUCUCUGUGUACAGGAGUCUAGCUGCCGUCUGGAUCAUCCUGGGCCUGGCCUGGCUAGCUCUCAUGCUACCUCUGGGCCCCAUGGUCCUGCACCAAUUCAUGCACCUCUGGCCACUGAACAAGGAUCCAAGUUCUAAGAAGGGAAUAACUCCUGAGGCAGAUGGGCUUUCUCACACCACCAAGCUCCCUAUAGCCAUAUGAGUUCAUGGAGCAGUCCUAACCUACAUACCAGCCUGUUUCUCUUGCCUUUCAGCCCCCACAUAGAUUACCUGUAGUAAACACAAUCCCUUUACGUUAUCCUAGUUUUUCUUCUCCCUGACCUGGUCACCCUCUCCGUAUCCUUCUCUUCUGGGUCAUUCCCCCAGGGCUCUCCAAAAAAGAGGAAAGAAGUCUAAAACAUUCAGGUAAAUGAAUAAUGGAGACCAAAGGAAAAAAAGACAAACAGAAAGGCACAGAAUAAGAGACACACGCUUACUCCAGAUUCACUUGUCCCUCUCUUUAUUCCCUCUAGGUUCAUGUCUAGAAUUCAGCCUCCCAUUUUAAUGACCCUCACCCCAAGCCUCUAGGAAACUGAUUGACUCACAGAAGAGACCACAGACCUUCUCACCGUAGCGCACCAACAAAAUCCACAAUAGUGACCUUACCACCAGACAAACCUGAAAUUCAGGUGCUCUGCUCCUUCCUAAUGCCCAUCAUUUAGGCUUUCAUGAUUCAGGAGGGCUGUCCAAAGAGAUAACACCCUCUGCCAUGUUUCCCCAUUCUUGGGGGAAAUGUACAAUGUAGAAAUGGUAGAAGUGUGUGUGUGCACAAGACAAUAGUUACCUAGAUGCUAUUGCCUGCCCCUCCCAACGGACUGGGGCUAGAGAAGUCAUGCCCUGAAGAAUGGAGUACCGUUCACAAAUACAGCUUCUGAGUCCUAGACACUACAGCUAGGCUUCUUCCAGGGACCAGUCACCCUUCUGGAUAUGUUUCCAUUUUUCCCAUGCCCUAUACCUGCAUCUGUGUUCUUUCCUUUCCGUGCCUUGUUUAAAUACAUGCUCUCACAGAUCAUGACAUGAUAAGACUCUUUCUAAAUAAUGCUCUUCUAUAAGCAGGCAAUCCACAUGACCGCAGGAAACAAUUCAGACGAGUUCUGGGGAACCUCUAAAGUUUGCCUUCCCAUGGAACAGGAUGGGAAGAUGUUCUAAGGAUGGUCUUAAGCCUGGGAUAGGAGUCAGUUAGUCUGAAGGGUAGAGGGAUGGACAAGACCAGGGGUCCCCAAAUAUUGCUGUGCUCUCCCCCAAAGGCCUGCUGGUAAACAGAGAACAGUAAACAGAGAGGGGCAGCAUGUGGGUGCCCCUUAUCUUGCCAUUUUUAAUGCCUUAGGCAGAUGAGACAUACUGCCUACACCUCUAUCCCUUUUAACAGUGUGUCUUCAGGAGGGCAGUGUCUCCCCAGCAACUGUCUCCCCAACCUCCCAUCAGUCAGCAAAUGUCCAACUAAUCUCACAGCUAUUAGCAUAAAAGAGGUGAGGGGGAGGGCUGGAACAAGAACAUAAUCACAUCUUUACCGAUUAAAGAAGAGGAAGUAAUCUGGUACAUAAGAGGUGACAAAUUGACAUAAAGAACUUUCAGAAGAUGAAGGGUAAGUGAUCCCAGAAUGGGAGAGGGAGGUAUCAGACUGGAAAAAUAAAGGAUGGGCUUCCCCCAAUCCACACAGCCUCAAUGGCUGGUAGAAAACUAGGUGCAACAUUUGGAAGCAGAGGGUAGGCUGAAAUGACCUACAGUGGUCCCUUAUUGACUGAAAAGUCUCAGUCUGGGCAAUUUCCUCAAUUUCUCUCGGGUUCUAACAAUGAUCCUCACCCCGUGCCUAAUACUCUGGGAGUGGAGAUGGAGGCCCCGGAAAAUGGGUUGGUAGGAUCCAAAAAGGCCAGUUAGACAGCAGUCAUGGGCCUAGGUGAAUAAACUAGGCCUCUUUUUCUUCCUGUGUGAAGUUUCUGUGGGCUUUGACUGCAUUUUGUUGCUCGAGAUAAUAGGGGCUCUGAGUCCUUCUCCCACUAGUCUCUCCCCAGCUCUGCCCCACCCCUUCCUCUACCCCUCUGGUCCUCUUACUCUGACCUUUUUAAUCCUUGCCCUUCUCCCUCCCUCUUCCUGUGUUCCCUUCUUCUUCUUCCAGCUUUUUCCCAGUCUCUGGGGACUUCAAUCUGAUCACACAGGCUGCUUAUUCUGCACU